AUGAUUGGUUGCUUUAAAACAGAACAAAAACUGAGCUAUCCUGUGGUGAAGGUUGUGAAAUGCUUUGUCAGUACCGUUGUUGAUGGCGUUAUUGAUGACCUGAUAGAGAAGGAUGUUUUGAGUCCAAAUGAGGUGAAGCAUUUGGGAAAAGAAUUUUCAACAAUUAUGAACCAAAGUGAAGGCCUAGUUGAUACACUGGAUCACAUAAUUCGAGGAAGCCAAAUCAUUAUGAAGAAAUUAUUACUUCCAUAUUUACCAGGAAAUUCGGGAAGUCAAAGGGAAGAGAAAGAGUUGGAUGUUUUCAAGAAGUCAAAGGAAAUGCAUCCCAUUUUAUCAGCUCUUGAGACCAUAUGCAAUUCUUCAGGAUCUGUUCAAAGUUAUCGAAAGAGACUCAGCAAUACCAUCUUCCAGUUCUUUAAGAAGAUUGAUUCUAAUGCAAUACAAGCUGCUGCACCUCCAAACCAGAUCAAGCUUUGCCGUCCAGAUUUUUACCAUGGACUGAAGGAAGCAAAGGAGGGAGAUAUAUAUCCAAUCAUGGAAAAGGGGACCCGUAUACGCCUAGCCCUUAUCAUCUGUAAUAUUUUAUUUGACUCUCUUGAUGAACGACAAGGGGCUCACCUUGACAUUUGGGGAAUGUGGAAGCUACUUGAAAAUCUUGGCUAUAAUGCCAUUGUCAAAACAAACCUUACAGCUCAGAAAAUGGAGUCAGUGUUGAAGGAUUUUGCUAAUCGCCCAGAACAUUGGUCCUCUGACAGCACCUUCCUGGUGUUCAUGUCUCAUGGCCUCUUGAAUGGUAUCUGUGGGAUAGAGCAUUCAAAAGAAAAACCAGACCUUCUGGCCACAGAUACUAUCUUCCAGAUUUUUAAUGAUAGCAACUGUCCUAGUCUAAAAGGAAAACCAAAGGUCAUCAUCAACCAAGCAUGUAGAGGGGAGCAACUUGGAAUCACAUAUGUAAUGGACACACCAGAGUCUUCAGUAGGCUCUCCUGACCAACCUAUGCAAGAUUCAGGGAAUAAUCUACUGGAACAGAAACUCCUGGAGAAAGACUUCAUUUCCUUUUGCUCUACAACACCACAUAAUGUUUCUUGGAGAGUUGAUAUAUUGGGUUCUGUCUUCAUCAAUGAACUCAUUUACUGCUUCCAACAAUAUGCCUGGUGCUGUCACCUGGAGGAAGUUUUCCGCAAGGUCCAGAAGUCAUUUGAAAUACCAAAAAGCCUUGUCCAGAUGCCCACCAUUGAAAGACAGUCCAUGUCAAGAUAUUUCUAUCUUUUCCCAGGAAUAUGAAAUUAAGCAGCAAUACUAACAAUGAACAGCAAUUCAGGUGAAAAUAUGCUAUAUGGUCUUAAAGAACUUCUUAUUUCCAGAACUACAUUGAAUAAUGUAGAGUGUUUUUCAAACGUGGUGGCUAAUAAAAUAUUUUUAAUGGUCA
Gracilinanus agilis (Agile Gracile Mouse Opossum) is the source of this 1429-nucleotide messenger RNA. Its product is annotated as caspase-4-like. Bases 1 to 1284 code for a protein of 427 amino acids. The record is from RefSeq and is a predicted model, not a curated record. Gene Ontology annotation, molecular function: cysteine-type endopeptidase activity. Lineage: Eukaryota; Metazoa; Chordata; Mammalia; Didelphimorphia; Didelphidae. Gene Ontology annotation, biological process: proteolysis; regulation of apoptotic process. The transcript has 10 exons.